AGACCGUCGUCCGUGACAGGGCUGUCUGCCCUUCAGUGAUCAAACCUGUCGGCAAUUAAGAUUUUAAUGACGCUAAUGUGCGUGUUGGCGGACGCCGCUUGUGAAAAUAAUUGAUUUACUUACCAUAUUGUGUACCAGGCACCAAUCAUGAUGGUUUAACAACAUUUGACAAUGUUAGAUUGAAUUGUUCUUGGGUAUGUCGUUUACCAGCGAGCUGGAUAUUUGUGGAGGGGUAGCGUCCCAAGGAAUAAUUGUGAAGCCUGUUUUUAUGGAGAACGAACUGCAACAAUGCACAUUGAAGGGAGAAGACAUUGGGGAAACUCAGGUUGUCAAUGAGGAGGCAGUUGUGAAUACGAACGGAUAUUCAUUGGAUGAAGUAGUUGACCAGACAAAGUCAACGAUGUAUUUCGUACAGAGCCUAGAGGGCUGUGAUAUGGUCAAAUUUGAAGAGUCCAUGGACACCGUUCCGCUGACGGAGGAUUCGUCAAUCAUUGAGAAGUGGGUUUGCGAGAAUGUCGAGGAACCUGUCACAAAGGAACAUGAGGAAUCCGAGGAGCAAGAGGAUGACGAGGAGACAAUCGCCACUUUUGUUACCGCGGCAGGACAACAGUUGGCUCUCUAUUCCGUGGAAGACUCGGACGAAGUAUUCGCUGUAGCUGUCUACAAUGGCGAAUCCGAUGAACCUCCGAAUAACUUUCAGUUUCUUAUGAAAGCAGAUGUGGAACGUCUGAUAGGCGAGGGUGCCGUACGAACGGUCAAGAAACCGUCGCAGAUGAAAAGACGAGUGUUUACCGCCGAACCACCAACGUUUUAUCGCAAGGAGGAAUCCGAAGAGAUAAACGACAAGAUUUCCGACUGCGAUACAUCAGUCGAUUGUAAGAAGGACGUUGUACAGGACGAGAACAGUAUAGAACACAAUUAUGAAACUUAUCGAAACUUUAGCGACUUUACUAAAAUUAAUUCGAAAUUUAGUGAUAGUGUUGGCACAGAUGUCAACAACUCGGAUAUUACAUAUCUCAUGAUGGAUGACAAUUUUGUGAAUGCUGCUGAGCAACCAGACGAAAGUCAAAAUAAUCUCAAAUUAGAGGACGAGUUUGUGGAACAUUCAACAGUGCAAUAUAUCCUCCUAGAAGCUGAUUAUCAGUCAGAUUCGGAGCUGACGUUUGAUGAGAUCUUGACGACGUUACAAAAUAUGAAGAUUUCCCGUAAGAAAUCUUUCGAAAUGAAUGACAAGAGAUCUAACGAGUUGCAAGACGAUUGCUCAAGUAUUCAGCAAAAUUUGCAUGAAUCUUCGAUUAAGGUCAAACGUUCAUCGUUCAGUGAGGACACAGAUCAAUGUGAGUCUCCGCCGUCGACGAUUGACCGAACAUCCAGUUUGGAGGCGGAUCGGCAACGAUUAAUCGACGCAUUGACUGAUUCACCAUCGACGGCAACAACGAACCUCCCACAGACGCCAUUGAAGGUAAAGCGGUCACGCAAGCAGCAAUUGAUCUCAGUGGAUCGGGAUGACGGAGAGAUCAUCAUUCAGCCCGCGUCGAUGAUGAACGAAGAGAUAACUGGCAAGAAACGUACAGUCCGACGACGUCAGUUGUCGUCGCAGAUACGCGUCGCCAUGGCCAACUCAAAGGGGAUUAGGCAAACGAAGCAAGAUAAAAAACUGAAGCGGCGGAAGGUCGUAGAAGUAAUUGAUUUGGACGUCGAUGAGGAAGAGCAGCAAACGAGAGGAGCAAACAUAGUGGAAAUCACUCUGGACGAUAACAAGGACGAUAAAUAUUCUAGCGACAAAGAGAACGAAAUCAUUAUGGUGAGGGACUCUGACUCCGACGAUAGCAGCGACGAUGAGGAGGAAGAGGAAAGGGAUAACGAAUGGCAGCCUGGUGGUAGUUUAACAAAGUUCAAUAACGUGAUACGUUGCAAAUAUUGUUCUAAGAACUUUCGGUACCGGCGUACUCUCAAAAUGCACCUCUUGGUGUGCCAAAAAUCGCCGGAGAAGGUUCUCAAUCUUGACAAGAGAAAAUCGGUAAAGGACAAGGAAAAUCAAAGUGCCAAAAAGGAGUUUACCUGUAAGAUUUGUCAGGAGAAAUUUGAUAUGGUUGUUGCCCUGGCGCGUCACGUUCGCUCGGCGCAUUCACAGAGAAAGAAGCAGAAGCUGAGCUUCUCUUCGGCAAAGACUUCGAGCAAAUCCCUAAGAUCAGUUCAAAGGGGAAUGACUUCGACGGAAGAGGAGGAGGAAUCAGACGAAGACGAAACGACAAAGACAGAUCUCAGUAUGCUCGCCAGAGUGAAGAGAAAACGGAAACAGAUUAAUUACUCGUUGGAUACGAAAAAACUCAAUUGUGCGGACUGCGGCCGGUGGUUCCCAAGUACCGCUCUAUUAAACGCGCAUAGCUUGCAGCAUGGCACUAAGAAAUCAGAGCAACUACGCAAGUGCCGUAUCUGCAAGAAGCUCAUCAAGUCCAGAUUGCUAUUUCUGCGACACUUGCGAAUGCACAACGAUACACGGCACAACUCCAGCAGCUCUUCGUCCACAAUGCUGCGGCGGAAACUGCGCGCCCGGCCAAGUAAAGUCGCAUCACCUCGGAAACGGGGUCGACCGAGGAAACUUUGAUCUUUUUCGCUUGCAAGCAACGUGUACAAUAUUGCACUCAUACCAUCACCAUCGUUCGGAGUUCAUUAACGGAGUUUCGUUUUACUUUUUUUCUCAAAAAUUACUCGAAAUGACGUCACUUUUACGAUUAGUUUGAAUGUAAAUAGUGCAUAAUAACAUAAUGUUUACAUAUCUCUCUUUCCUGUUUAUGUUCGAAAAUCACUUAUUAGGAAAUCGAAACUUGAAGUUCAAAAAUUCCUUUCUUUUAAAUAAUAUUUACUUUAUUAGGUCAGAAAUUUCUCGUUGUUAUACUUUGAGCAAAAAUUUCAAGAGCUUUUUAAGUAAAAAAAACUCCAAGAUUACGAAACUAUAUAAAAAGGAUAAAAAUUAAUAAGACCUUUUUGGGCUUUGUUUCGAUUUCUAUUGCACAAUUGUUUUCUAAUAGUCUUAAUGAACAAAAAAUAAAUUCCAUUAAUGAAUAAAAAA
This is a messenger RNA of Monomorium pharaonis (pharaoh ant), 3073 nucleotides long. RefSeq lists its product as uncharacterized. The record is from RefSeq and is a predicted model, not a curated record. Gene Ontology annotation, cellular component: nucleus. NCBI's taxonomy places the organism in Eukaryota, Metazoa, Arthropoda, Insecta, Hymenoptera, Formicidae. Bases 197 to 2608 code for a protein of 803 amino acids. The transcript is spliced from 9 exons.